GUCUCGCAGCGCGCUAUUCCGUUGCGGCUCGCCUCGGUCGGCCCUAGCUGCUGCCGGAGAGGCCUUGUCGGCCUUAUUGCCGCGGCUGCCGCCCAGGCUCCGGCCAUCGCUUCCUCCGCAUCGCCGCAUCUGCAGCCGCAAGCCUUCGGGUACUGCGGCCCCUGCUGCCGCCACCUUCGCAGCCCGGGUCUUCACCGCGCCACUCAAGCAUCCGUGAGUCGUUCUCUGCCCACCUCCGGGCGCUCGGUCUCUGAGGUAGCGACUACCUAAAAGAGGUUUGCAGGGCUUGCAUCAUGGCAGACGCAGAUCUUAAGAUGGUCACGGAACCUGCUGCUGAGGGGGUUGCUGAAGAGGCGAUGGCUAGCUCAGCUAGUGAUUCUGGGGAAGAAUCUGACAGCAGUAGCUCUAGCAGCGCCACUACUAGUAGCGGCAGCAGCAGCAGCAGCAGCAGCAGCAGUAGCAGCAGCAGCAGUGGCAGUUACUUUUACCGAAAGAAGAGGAUACCUGAACCUUUCAGAGGGGCACGGCGGGAGCCCUCUGGUAAAAGUUUCGUGGAUAGCCUGCCUCAGGCAGUUAGAAAUAGGGUGCAGGCACUCAGAAAUAUUCAAGAUGAAUGUGACAAGGUGGAUGGCUUGUUCUUACAGGCAAUUCAUGAUCUUGAAAGAAAAUAUGCUGAACUGAAUAAGCCUUUAUAUGAUAGGCGAUUUCAAAUCAUAAAUGCUGAAUAUGAACCUACAGAAAAAGAAUGUGAAUGGAAUUCAGAGGAUGAGGAGUUCAGCUGUGAUGAGGAAGUGCAGUGUGACACCCCCAGUGAAAUGCCACCCUUAGAGGGUGAAGAGGAAGAAGCCACUAAAGAAAGAUGUGAGGAAAAGGUUGAGGAGAAGGAAGGUCCUAAAGAAAUCCCUGAGGUGAAAGCUGAAGAAAAGGAAGUUCGUGAAGAAAUUCCUGAGGCCAAAAUUGUUGAAAAAGAAGUUCUUAAAGAAACUCCUGAGAUAAAAGCUGAUGAAAAGGAAGUUCCUAUAGAUACUCUUGAGUUGAAAGCUGAAGAAAAUGCUGAUUCUACAGAUUCUGUGGAGGCAUUUCCAGAAGCAAGAGAAGAUCCCAGAGAAGCCCCUCAAGAGAAGGUAGACCGCAAGGAACAGGCUAAAGGAGCAGAGUCUAAUGCAAGGCCUAAAGUAAGAGAGGCACAAAAGAGACUUUCUGAGACAAGGCCUAAAGAAAGAGUGAAUCUUAAAAGAGCUCGAAAGGGAAAACCUAAAAGGGAAGCUCCUAAAGGCAUUCCCAACUAUUGGCUGACUGUUUUAAAGAAUGUUGACAAGCUUGGGCCUAUGAUUCAGAAGUAUGAUGAGCCCAUUUUGAAGUUCUUGUCUGAUGUUAAUCUAAAGUUCUCAAAACCUGGCCAGCCUGUAAGUUACACCUUUGAAUUUCAUUUCCUGCCUAAUCCAUACUUCAGAAAUGAGCUGCUGGUGAAGACAUACAUAAUAAAAUCAAAACCAGAUCAUAAUGAUCCAUUCUUUUCAUGGGGAUGGGAAAUUGAAGAUUGCAAAGGUUGCAAGAUAGAUUGGAGAAGAGGAAAGGAUGUUACUAUUACAAUCACCCACAGUCGCACAACUGCUACUGGAGACAUUGAAAUACUGCCAAGAGUUGUUCCCAAUUCAUCAUUCUUCAAUUUCUUUAGUCCUCCCGAGAUUCCUACGAUUGGGAAGCUGGAACCAAUAGAAGAUGCUAUCCUUGAUGAGGACUUUGAAAUUGGCCAAAUUUUGCAUGAUAAUGUGAUCUUGAAAUCAAUCUAUUACUACACAGGAGAAGUGAAUGGUACCUACUAUCAUGAUGGCAAGUAUUAUGGAAACGGGAAGUACUACAAAUAAAGAAGGGGCUAGUUAAGAUUCUUCAAGAAUCUUAAAAAUUCUUGCAAGCAGAAAUGAAGAUGGAUCAAUAUAGCCUUGAAAAUAAAACCUUCCCUAUAACUUGAACAGAGUUACUGGUUAUAGUCCUGUGUUUCUGUGUUUUCUUGGUAGUCCAUGUAGAAAAUGUUCUAAAAACUGUCUUAAGUAUCAAUUCUAUCUAGCCUGUGGUAGUAUAAUGUUCUUCAAAAUAUGUAAACUGCUGUUAUAUCUAAAGCAUGUUGUGUUUGGUGCUAUAGUAAUGAUUUUUGUGAAGUUCUUUGGUCAUGUUCCUAUUAGAUUGUACCUGUGGAAACUGUCAGAAUCCUUAUACAAAUACUUGCUUGGAAACACAUGCACACACACACACAAUGUUCUUAACUACCCAUGCAAAUGUGUUUUCUUUCUUUUUUUUUCCAGCUCAGAAGACUAAGAGGAUAAAUAUGCUUGCACUAGCUGUGCCUUCUUUUCUUUGCUAUAGAAAUAAAGUACCUAGACCACUAAAAUAUGUUUUUGUGUAAUGUUACUGCUUGGACAAAAAAAAUUCCUGCAUACAGUUUAAAUGUUAAUUACUGCAUUUGAUUUCUGUGAAUUUAUGUGAAAUACCAGCCUAUAAAUUCUAUAAUGAAGCUAUUGUUUUAAACUAAGACAUGAAAUAUGGCAUAGUAUUUUUUUAAAGUUGCCUCAUCUUAUAAUGUGUAACUAAAAGCUAAAGAAACCACACUUUCUUUGUUAUAUGUUGUACUUUGCCUUUCUCUAACAGUGGUUGUUUCAUUUGAUACUAUUUUUCAUUUCCAUUUAAUUACAACCUAAAAUGAAUGUAAAAUAAUCUUUAAUGCUAUAAAAAUGAGUAUUUUGCUGUUAUAAAAAAUGAUAUUAUCAUACCCAAACUAGAGCAAACUAAGGAAAAUAAAAAUUUAAUAAAGAUGA
Molecule: messenger RNA, 2813 nt
Organism: Jaculus jaculus (lesser Egyptian jerboa)
Lineage: Eukaryota; Metazoa; Chordata; Mammalia; Rodentia; Dipodidae
Gene: Nap1l3
Product: nucleosome assembly protein 1 like 3
Exons: 1
Coding region: 294-1868 (524 amino acids)
Biological process (GO): nucleosome assembly
Cellular component (GO): chromatin; nucleus
Molecular function (GO): chromatin binding; histone binding
Source: RefSeq, a predicted model, not a curated record